AUGUCUCUUCGCAUUCGCUCUCUCUUCGAUCGAAGAGGUGUGGCAGAGAAAAAGGCAGCCCAUGCAAAGGCUGUCGAAGUGAUGGACGAAAUCUACGAUCUCAUCGAGGAACACUGCAGUUUUGGCACUCACAUCGACACUGAGCUUUUAAUGACACUGAAGACAGACUGCAGAGAUCUGGAUCUGGCUAACCACGGCACCUAUCCAGACCCCUUUCUUCCUGUCUUCUUCGAACCACUGCCUCCCGAACAGCUCCCUCCCGUGGACCUCCGUGAUGCUGAGACUAAGAAGAAAUACGAAUUUACCAAAAAAGUACUGUCAGGGCCCUCACACUAUGAGAGAACUGCUCAUGAUAGCGCACACUCGCUGUCCUCGAACAUAAUGUCGACAUUUUCAACACUCCCUCGUGAAGUCCCGGGAGAAAGAUCUCUUAGCUUGAAGCGAUUGAGCGGCUGGCUCGGGACCGAUUUCUCUCCUUCCAUUAUCGAUGACGAGUUUGAUAACUUUGUCUUCGAAUCACUGGAAUGGAAUCCCGGCAACGCAUUUACGACUCUAACGAGCUGUUCUACUACUCAUGUCAUGUUUAGUUUGAUUUUGGGAUACGAACCUGACGAGAGACUUCUGCGAGCAGAGCUUACAUCGAUCGCGGCAGCGAUCAUCACACGGCUCGCAGACCCUGAGUACGAGGAUCACAGCGUUAUCCCUGUAAUGGUUAUUUCUUUGCUCGGAAGAAGGAAGGUGCGGAUCCUACAAGCACACAACAAUCGUGGAGGAAUUGUUAUUCGAAAGAGUGGCUUUAUCAGAUUCAACUCCCCUGAAGAAGCGACGGACAACAUGGAUCUUCUUAUGCGAUUCAUGGCGAGUAAUAGAGUUGGCGACACUGUUGAUCCAAAGAACUUCUUCGGCCCCGAGACCCCACCGACCAUUCCGGGGCACAGCGCCGCUGGGUCAUCGCAAGAGGAGCUUCCCGAGGAGAUCCCAGAGACCAUGUCACGUCUCAGUCUGACAAUAGCCAGGCAAGGCAGCGUUCGGGUGAAGAACUUUCUGAGGUCGAUUCGCAGCCGUCCACGUGUAAUCUCUGGGGGCCGUGAUAUAUUUCAACCUGGAAAGCCUGAGAGCCCUCCCAGAGAUCCCUCCUUGCCUUUCGAAUCGGAUCCCGAAAGGCGUCUGUUCACUCGGUCGGACGAGCAGGAAGUACAAGUACCAAGCACCUCCGCUCCAAAGCAGGAGGGGGGUCACCCUAUCACUAGAUCCGACGAGCAUGAGUUACACAGAGCGCCUGUUUCGAGGGACCUCGACCCACAGACACCAGAGGAGCUGAGUUAUGUCCCGUUCCUAUGA
Messenger RNA from Aspergillus udagawae, 1341 nucleotides. RefSeq lists its product as uncharacterized. NCBI's taxonomy places the organism in Eukaryota, Fungi, Ascomycota, Eurotiomycetes, Eurotiales, Aspergillaceae. The coding region runs from base 1 to 1341 and encodes 446 amino acids. The record is from RefSeq and is a predicted model, not a curated record. The transcript has 4 exons.